This is a messenger RNA of Lagopus leucura (white-tailed ptarmigan), 2130 nucleotides long. RefSeq names its product chromosome unknown C10orf95 homolog (gene CUNH10orf95). The record is from RefSeq and is a predicted model, not a curated record. The coding region runs from base 686 to 1360 and encodes 224 amino acids. Lineage: Eukaryota; Metazoa; Chordata; Aves; Galliformes; Phasianidae. The transcript is spliced from 2 exons.
GCCCACAGUGAUAUCCAGGGCACAAGCUUGAAGCAGCAAGCUCCUCCUGAGUUGCCUGCUUGGUUUCAGCUGCUGCGCUGCAUCAGCUGGGGUGCCUGCCUCCCCUGCUGCACCAAAUUCCUUUUAAGAUGCUACAAGAGUUCAUCUCUUCCAGAAGUACAUCUUCGUGAUGCCUCAGGGAUGAUGUGGGAACCUCUUGGGAAAGUAUUUACUGCCCCUUGGAGGGCUUUGCUGGAACCAUGUGGGUUUACUGUUGUCUUGGAGAGUGUAGCAGAAACCUGUGAUGCUGUUUUUUUUCCUCUUGGGAAAAGGGGCAAAAUAUGAAAGUGCUUGCAGGAUGAAGAAAGCGUGGGAAUUUGUGCUCCUAGUUAAAAAUUAAGACCCAGAAGAGCCAGCUUGCCUGCUCUGUACCAAGCUGUUGUGCUUUACUGGAAUUCCUGUGUUGCUGCCAGGCACGUCUGGCUGAGUGAGAGCAUUCCCUCUGGGAAGAUAUCCAAGUGCCCUGUCCUGCCAACUGGUCCUGCUGAUGGAGGAGCCAAGUGUUGUAUUGUGCUGCAUGGGCUCUGUGCUGCUUCCUCUCCUCUCCCUCUGACUAAGAAGCACCCAAGAGGCCUAUCCUGGACUGUUGAAACUCAGCAACUGCUCUGGCCAAGUAUUCCUCGAGUAAAGCCCCAGCUCCUGUACCAUGUACCAGCCCAGCUUUGUACCGCGGGACUACUGUCCAGCCAUGAUCCCAUCUCCUCCCCACACCUACCUACCACUGCGCCCUGCGAGAGCGGAAGACCCAAGCAGCUCCACGAUGUUCCCUCCCAUCUACAUGCACAACUUCUACAGCCGCCCCAUGACCUUUGUGAUAGACAGAAGCAGCUACCCUGACUAUGUGGGCAGUCAGGUGGAGUACCACCACUUGUACAGUGCUUCCAACCCUUACUUCCAUCCAUACUAUACCUGGCAUUUAGCCCCUGUGGUCCCUGUCCCACUGUAUAAUCCCUAUGCAAACUACAAUCCCUAUGCUGCCUACCACAGGUCAGACCACUAUCGAGACACAUGGCCAGAUGGCUUCACCAUGAGAGGGGAGCUUCAGUGGGGGAAGCUUGCAAAGGUGUUUGGACCAAGGAAAGACCUCCCAGAAUUUGUGAAGGAUGAUCUCCGGAGGGUUUACGGCACCUACCCACGGACCAAUGUCUCCAUCACCUACCGGAAAGGGGAGUUCUUAGUCAAAGCGGACCCCAAGGUAGGAGAGCAGGAGUACACAGUGGAGAAAAAUGUCAUCCAGAGGGCUCUGACCCCCAGUGCCAGUGAAGCAGAUGACAGCAGUGAGGACCGGAACAGGAAGAAGAAAAAGAAACUGAGACGUUGAUGUAGUUGGUCACACAAUAAACAUGCUCUGCAGCUCCAGGGAGUCAGCUGGAAGCUAGGAAGCAGCUCAAGCAAUGGGUGCCACUGCUCCCCAUGGCUUUUAACUCCUCUGUGUCCCUCACAAGCUUAUGGUAGCUUCUCCUGUUUGAUGCACAAUGCCUGUCCUGUGAAGAAACCACCUGGCACUUGUCUGUCUGUCAGAUCAGCUCUUUGGUCCUGGUUUUGGAAUCCACUGGUUUGGUUGGGUGGCCAUGGGCUGGGAGGGGAUUCCCAGAGAGCAGCCCCUGGUGAGAUGGCCCUCUUCAUACACUGUCCAGGGGGAGGUCCUGGGAGCUGGAUCCCUUUCUGGCACUCACCUGAGGAGAUAAAACUGGAUUUCCUUCAAGUUGAAGGCAGUGCAAGUCCCAGAGGGGAGAGGGGUGCUCUGGAACUGUAAAGAAUAUCUGUGUAUCAUCACUGCUGUUUUAUGGAUGUAGCACUUAUGUACUUAUGGUGUGAUGCCCGCACACAGCACUUUGCUGCACUCUGGCAGAAGAUCUCCGUGUCCUGAUCCUCUUACACUUGGUAACCUUGUGCUUGAUCCUCCUGGCCAUGUGUCCUGGCUGAAGUGGCUGCCUGAGGCUCUCUCCUGGGUCUGACCCAGCUCUGGGCUGGGGGUGCUGCCUUGCUGCAGAUAGCAGAGCUCUGUGUCCUGUGGCACCUCUGCAGCUGCUCUCCUGGGUCUGAGAAUGACUUGCUUGUAAACUUGUGCUUUUUAAAUGAUUAUAAAUA